CAGCGGUCACCUGCACAACCCCAGAGAUCCUGAAUGGAAGGAACUUGGAUGGACGUGGCUCUGUGUAUAGACCUGGAGACAGAGUGAGGCUUGAAUGUAAUGACAUCUUUACACUGAAUGGCAGUCAGGAGAUCCGGUGCAUGGAGAAUGGCACCUGGCAUCCCCCCAUCCCUUACUGCAGUCUUGAUCAGCCCAACGACUCGCUUCCCCCAAUGAAGUUCAUAUUGAAACAUCAGUGUCCGUCUCCUCCAACAAUCACCAACGGGAAGCACAGUGGCCAGGACCUUGAAGUGUUCACCCCUGGGGUAUCUGUAAAUUACAGCUGUGAGCCUGGCUUCUCUCUUGCUGGAGAGACUUCUGUUCGCUGCACAGCAUCCGGAACCUGGAACCAACCUUUCCCUUCCUGCAAAGGUUGUGCCGCACCUCCAGCCAUUGCCAAUGGGAACCGCAGUAUCCAGGACUUGAAAGAAUUUGCUUACGGUUCCUCCGUGACUCAUAGUUGUGACACAGGAUACUUGCUCAUUGGAGAAGCAACAUCUCAGUGCACAUCUUCCGGGACUUGGGUCCCCCCUCUCCCAUACUGCAAAGAGAUCAGAUGUGUAGUCCCAGAUGUACCAGGUAUUGGGAAGGCAAUGAUGGGAAUGACAUAUCCUAUAGGGACUAACCUUACUAUGCAAUGUGAUGAUGGUUACAUGUUGGAGGGCAGCAGUUUAAUUCAGUGCCAAGAUGACUUGUCCUGGGAUCCUCCUAUGCCAGUCUGCAAAUCAGGCUCCUAUAGUGCAAUCUCAGCUGUCACAGGCGUCUCGGGAGCAAUGCUGCUGGUUCUACUGGUUAUGGGCAUUGUUUGGAGAGUUGCUUCUAAGAAAAAAGCAGGGUACUAUCAUACCUAUGAAAACUAUGACUACCCAAUCCCCAUGACUGACAUAACUGAUCAGAAGUCUUCAUUUGCACCUUAGCAGAUCAUCUUGCUUUUGCAGAACAGAAAGCAAAUGCUGGUGAUUUUGCUGCCUCAAAUUGGAAUCAAAAGAACAGCUCCUAAGCUUCCUCCUGAAGCAGUUUCACAGUCAACCUGGCAAGACUUCUUGAGAGCCUGGGAGGUGAAAGGAGCCUUUCCUGUGGAAGUGACUUGUUGCUGCCUUACCCCCAGGCACGCUGACCCCUGUGCCUCAGUCUCUUCAGCUUUACUCGCUUUUCUGACACAGGGUACUACAAUAUGGCCCUUCACUGAGCUACAACCAUUUCUUUUACAUCAAUUUCAAGGGUUUUUAAGACCUUUUAAAAUUAUUUUACAAUGCAAAAUGAAUGCCCGCAGAUGCUGCCUUUCUCACGUGGGAGCUUGCUGCAUUUCUGUGCAUAGAGGUUUACAACCUAAACUCGAAUAUGAAUUGCAGUUAAAAGACCAUACACGUCAAGAACUAGGUGCUGCCAUGUAACUAGAACAAAUGGUCUGAUCUUGCAAUACUGGAUAACAUCCGCCUAUAUUAUAUGCUCGCUGAAAGCAUUUUUGAAGGCUGCACCUAGAAACUGUUGCAGCUUGUUUUGCUCUUCCUUGAGAGAUUAUGAUCAAACACAUUUUCCUUGAGCUAAUGCUGUGGGCUCUCCUUGGAAAAUGUUUUUGAGAUCUACUGAUGAAAGUGCUUCUCCAGAAGAAAACAGUCUUUACUUUAGAUGAUUACUUUCUAAAUAGUGUAAAUUAAGUGAUGCUGUUCUGGAAUAACUGACAACUCUGCUUCCAGAGUACUUGAUCUGAAAUAAAGACUUGUAUCC
Messenger RNA from Gavialis gangeticus (Gharial), 1767 nucleotides. Its product is annotated as complement receptor type 2-like. The record is from RefSeq and is a predicted model, not a curated record. NCBI's taxonomy places the organism in Eukaryota, Metazoa, Chordata, Crocodylia, Gavialidae. The coding region runs from base 141 to 956 and encodes 271 amino acids. The transcript has 8 exons.